Pygocentrus nattereri (red-bellied piranha) is the source of this 1785-nucleotide messenger RNA. Its product is annotated as proline-rich protein 15. The coding region runs from base 354 to 758 and encodes 134 amino acids. The transcript has 2 exons. The record is from RefSeq and is a predicted model, not a curated record. Lineage: Eukaryota; Metazoa; Chordata; Actinopteri; Characiformes; Serrasalmidae.
AAGACUGGAGUAAAACACGACGACGCUAUAAAGUCUCAAAACCGGAGAGGCGUCAAAAUCACUGCUGACUGCUUCUGGUGGAGAAACGAAGUUGAGCUGAGACGGAGAGCUGCUGAAACCGCAGUAACUGUACGUCUAUGAGGAGUGUGGACUCUUCAGAGGAGACUGAAUAUGACGCCUGGUGGUUCCUCUAGUUUCUCCAGCAGCUGAGGACUGAGGGACGGCCGGGCAGCCUACCUGCCGCACCUGUCAGCCCGUUCGGACGCUCAUUUCUCUCUCGUUCCUCACACUCCACAGCUGGGGUGUUUUUUCAGCCCUCUCGUGUUCUCCCACCACAUCCAGGGUGUGAAAAAAUGACGGAGAAAACUGCUCCUUGGUGGAGGUCAUUUGUGGGGAAGAGGAGGAAGGCGGCCAGAGAGUCAGCAGCCAUGUUGGAACAAGAACUGGGAGCCCAUACUGCCUCGGCACCUGUCACUACCAACACGUCCACCACGAAGGAGAGCCCCACCAAGCCAGAGCAGCAGGAGGUUCCACAGCCUCAGCAGCAGGCGUCAGAGGUCAGCACGCUGUCGAAUGAAGACACAUAUGACGACUCAGCUGUACAGCCCACAUUCGGCGAGGGCCAUAGCCGCCGAAAUCUGCGCGUGUCCCGCUCAGGCCGCUUCAAGGAGAAACGGCACAUGCGCAUUAGUCUGCCGCAAAACUAUGAAGACUCACAAAAUCCUGCAGGUCAAGGAGAGACACGGAUCCCACGCUGACUAGAAGACCAUGGUUCCCAAUCCUGGUCCUGGCCUACUCCCUGUCCUGCACGUUCCAGUGUUUUCUUUGCUCUAAUACUCUGAUUCAGUCUUCAUGAGAGGCAGUGUAUUCUUAAAACUAAAAGGAUAAUAGCUUUCACUGCCACAGAACCUUCUGAAGUUCUUCAGACUUCACAAAGCUUCUUCACACUCGCAUUUACAAAAUGGUUCUUUAAAGAACUAUCCUUUGAAAGAUUCUUUAAUGAUUCCUAUACGGCACUGCUCCAGAGAACCUUAUUCGCACCUUUAUUUCAAUGAGUGUGGGGGUAUUAGAGCAGGCAAAACGUUUAAAAUGUGCAGGGGAGGGGUGCUAAAAGACCAUACACUGCUACUAGGGGACCACCAAUAUGAAGGGAAUGGCAGAAACAGAUAACCUCAAGGAUUUACAGUGGACAAAGUCUCUCUGUUAAACUGUUUUUUACCUCUGAGGAACUGAGGUGUUGCACUUAUGUUAUUGUAGUUCUUACUACAGACCUUUGGCCUAUAAGAAAUGAAGAUACUAUAUAUUGAUAUGAAGUAUAAUAGUUGCUAUUUUGCUCUCUAGAUGCAGAGGGCAGGUAAAAUUAUUUAAGGUGCACAACUGGAUCUUAAAACCACUGUUUUACCUGUGAAGGUACAUUUACAUUGUUUGUGCUUUGAUGAUUGGAAAAUGUUCCAGCACAGAACCUUUAUUUCUAACAGUGUAGACGUAAAAAAGUCGCCACAAAUGGUUCUUUGAGUGAUGCCAGAGCCCCUAAAGAACCAUGUUACAAAAAUAUUUGUGAGUGUGAAGCAGAGUUCAAAUGAUCUUCACAUGGUGUUCUUUCUAGAACCUUUAUGUUAUGUGGAGGUUCUUUAAACUUUGAAAGGUUUCUUCACACUCACACAUCUCACUUACAAAAAUGGUUCUCCAGUGUAUCAUCCAUUUGAAAAGCUCUUUAGAUAAUGAAUACCAUUCUUCUUAGGCAUUGUGAAAAGAACCUUUAUUUUUAUGAGUGUAUUUUUUUAU